Molecule: messenger RNA, 1300 nt
Organism: Phalacrocorax carbo (great cormorant)
Lineage: Eukaryota; Metazoa; Chordata; Aves; Suliformes; Phalacrocoracidae
Source: RefSeq, a predicted model, not a curated record
GGAACUUAUCCCUCAAGAUCCACUCCUCACUGCCACCCCUCACUCGCCACUUAACAGCACUACGAUUAAGAUCCACACGACAUCUCCAAUCCUGCAACUUCUCAGUUACGUCACUGGGAAACGAAUAUCUCCGACUUCCACAGCGAGAUCGGCACUGGGAGAGAAAAAAACCUACCUGAGCAACAUCCUGAUGGGAAUAACUGUCCAAAACAUCACGGGAAACACGGCAAUGGUAAUUUGGCCAAAAAUGGCCAGUUGUGCCGACAGCUUUUACAGCGUCAUGUACCACCCUAACUGGAACAGCAUGCUAUCGAGUUACUCAAGAAAGAGCUUUCAGAAGGAAGAGAGAGUGCCCACCAGUCGCUCGUCCUUUGUUGUUGAAAACCUAACUCCACUGACAACAUACAUCGUGUGCGUGACUUGCCAGUCCGCAAACCCCUCCAGUGACCAGUGCAGAGUUUUUAACACGCUGGAACAAGACCUGGCAUCCACAAGAAACACCAAGAAAGAGCUGGCACUGGGCAUCUGGCUCACCAGCAGUGUCUUGCUCCUCAUCAUCGCUGCAGUCCUCCUCUACGGCUGCCUACACCUCAUGUACCGCAGGAGACGUGAGCGUUUGCAAGGGCAAAACAGGACUUCUGAACAAGACCAUGGGAAGGCGUGGACCAAAAGCACGGCAUACGCCUUGGAGGAGCUUGGCAGGCAGAGCCAACUGAUGCAGAACACUGAGGAAAAGCAUCCAGGUGGCAUUCAGCUGGCCACAAUCAUAGAGAAUCCCUCAGCAUGCAAGGAGCCCAUCAUGCCGACUUCCAAAAGCUGGGAACGAGUGCCAAUGACGAGUGCCAGUGCUAUAAAUUAGAAACCUUUUGUCAGGGAGAUUUUCACUACAUAUGCCACCCCAACUGCUUCAAACACACUGUAUGCUUUGUCACCGUUCACAUCAAGGAGCUCCUAUUGCUCACCACAGCGCUCCCGGUUGUACCUCCAGUGUCACGUCCCUUUCCAACAGCCCGGACACAGUCAGAGGUACUCAGAGGGAAAGGUUCAGACUCCGAAGAACUGAGCACUUCAGCAGCACUCCAUUAUUUAAAAAUGAAGCAUGUAGCAAGUAAUUGGUUUACAUUUUGAGGGGAUUUUUUGGUUGCUUUUCUUUAGUCUAAAACAGCAAACAUAAAAAUGAAUCAAAAGUGACCAAGAGAUAUUUUGUUUUUACUAGCAUAAAUUAAAACUGAGUAGAAGUUUUCAGACGGCAACCCAGACUGUUAACGCUACAGGCACCUGGAACAUACACCCCAAGUGC